Eremothecium sinecaudum is the source of this 2886-nucleotide messenger RNA. RefSeq names its product Ifh1p (gene IFH1). Gene Ontology annotation, biological process: regulation of ribosomal protein gene transcription by RNA polymerase II. Gene Ontology annotation, molecular function: transcription coregulator activity. The record is from RefSeq and is a predicted model, not a curated record. The transcript has a single exon. The coding region runs from base 1 to 2886 and encodes 961 amino acids. NCBI's taxonomy places the organism in Eukaryota, Fungi, Ascomycota, Saccharomycetes, Saccharomycetales, Saccharomycetaceae.
AUGGUAGUUGGGAAGGGUGCUAAAAGGGGUGCUGUGGAUUCGUCGGGGAAUGCCGACAAUUCAAGUAUAUCGAGUAAAUUACCAGCGAAAUUGAUGGAUGUGAAAUUGAAUUCAAGGCCAAGAAGGUUUAGUUUGAUUUAUUCCAGUGAUGAAUCGUCCUUGUCGAAUGUAUCGGAAGGUGAUGAACAGCGAAAGCGGAUAUAUAAGAACGGAAAACGACCGGUUGGUAGAGGGAAAAGUGGUCGACUGAUACAAGAUACCGCAGCAGAUUCAAACAACGAUUCGGAACGUACUGAUUCUUCUAGUUACGUGAAGAGCCAUGAUACGAAUGGGGACGAUGAUGAUGAAGAUGACGAUGAAUCCAGUUCUAUGAGCAGUUCAGAUGACGAUGUUGACUUCGUUCGACUUACAGCGGAGCGAAAGAAAAGGGCAUUAAAGGCGUUAAACGCCAUGAAACUGCAUAGAGAGUCGAUAAAAGCCUCGGGUAGAGUAGCAGGGAAGUACCCUGCCGGGUAUGCGGCUGUUGCAUCUUAUAGAACAAAUCGAGAGAAGACUCCGCUUGAUGAUGAUUUUCCUUCCGAUUCUUCUAAGAAUGACGACAAUGCUCUUUCCUUCAAUUUCAAAAAAGGAGAUGGAAUUCAAUUUGGAGGUAAGGGUGAUGGUUAUCUUUCUCAGGAUGAAAGUGAUGAGGAUUUGGGAGAGGAAGUUUAUGAGAAGGAAAGGAAAUCUGGCGGAAAGACUGUUGCAUCUGAAUCAACAAGCGUUGAUCAUUUGGGAGUACCCCAAAUAUCUGAAACAGAGGAAUCUGAGUACGACUUUGAUCAGGACGCAUACUUUAAGACAUUAGAGGAAGAUGCAGAAAAUGUUACUGGCAUGGAUACAGGAUUGGAGACAGGAGAUGAUGACAUGGCUAUACUGGAGGAGGAGGAACAAAACAUGAUGCAGCAACUAGAAAAUGAUGAUGACAUAUCGUUUGAUGGUAGUAUACAUGAGGAGGGUGAUGAUCCGGUGGAUAAUGAGGAAAAUGUAGAUGAGGAUGCAGCAAGGAAUAAUACAGUGAAAGAUGAUCCUGAUGGGGAUGAUGACGACUAUGAUGACGAAAUUAUGAGUGAUUUUGACAUGCCUUUUUAUGAGGAUCCCAAGUUUGCUAAUCUAUAUUACAGUGAUAAUCGAGAGCAGCCCCUUUCAUUAAGCGUAUCGCUGCCGCUCAUUCUCAAUGAUGAGAAGAGGAGGAGACAAGAAUUAAAGAAGAAAAAACUUGCUGAACGUGUGGAACGUCUUCGAAGACCGAAACUUAUUGAGAAAGAACGUUCUGCUACUCCAGAUAUAGGCUCUGACGACUACGUGUUUGGUCUCUUUUUCAAUUCGGACGGUGAAAGCAACGCUCCGGGGAAUAUUGGAAUUGAUUCUGCAAUCAGGCGAUUAAAUGCGGCUAAGAAUUUCUAUGAAAACUCAUCUGCAGAAGAGGAAUAUGAAAACAUUUUGCUCGAUAUUGCCCAUAUGCCAACCGAAGAUGAAGAUGACGAUAGCAUAGAGGUUGAUGAUGAAGAUAUUGAUAUUACUGGCGCAAGCGAUAUCGAAGAUGAUGAUGAUGUCAGCAUGUCUCAUAUUUUCAUCGAUAUAGACGAUUUAGAUCCUGACGCUUUUUACUUCCAGUACGGUUCUUCUUCUGACAGGGAAAGUAGCGGGAAAAGCAUGGAUCUUAUCAGACAUCCUUCAAAUGUUUCUGACAACAGUGUGGAGGACGUCGUCUAUAUGGACAAUGAAUCCACUGAUGAAGAUGAAACUCUCCCUCCUCAUAAUUCUAGGACAAGAAAAAUUGGUAGCAAAGCUAAAGAAGUGGUGAGUGCAAACACUGUAGGUCUAAAACCACCUCGGUUGGGUACAUGGAAGGCAGAUACCAAACCAUUCAGCAUUAUCGACGGUUUGUCGACAAAAUCAUUAUUACCGUUAAUUCAGGAACAUCAGCAACUGUUAGAAGCUCAAAACCAACAGCCUCAUAUUGUUGAAAAUAUGCCAGUGGUAUCGAAUAGCGACGUGAAAUCCGAUGGCGAGCCCAAAUUGACUAUAAACGACCUGUUGAAUAUGAGUGAACUAGAUGAUGAUGAAAGUCAAGUUCUAAACUUCGGUAAUUACGAGAAUAAACCAAAGGUACCUCUCUCAGCAUUUCGUAAUAAGGGCAUAAACGUCUAUGAGGAUGAAGAAUAUACAUUACCCAUUUUUUCGGCAAGGAAAUUUCCUAUCGGAUACGUUGGUAGUGAAAGAACGAGAAGAAAGAUAGAUAGGAUGAAAGAACUGCAACAAAAGAAACAGGAGAAACGGCGUAAAUUGCGUAAACGAAAAAAGCUUUUAAAACUGAAACGUAAACGUGCACUGGAUGAGAAGGAGAGGGCCUUAAAAGGCGAUGAAGUCGAUUCCGCAAGCUUAAUGUCUGGCAAGGUUACCUUGGGUGAUGGGGAAGUAGAUCAGAACGGCAAUCUCCCUAUCCUGGGCUCUGAUGGUCCCUUACAAGGUACACUAGCAUCGCCAAAUACUCCGAAAUCUCCCGGGAAACCAACAGAUAUGGAUGAAAUUAACCAGUUAUUAGUAGAUGACGAUGGGAUAUUAACUGCGGCAAGUCAUGGUAGUGAAUUGUACAUCACGGAUUCAAAUGAUAUUGAUAUGUUAGCUUCGCUAACUGCUCCAAUUUCAUGUGCUGAAAGCAAUGAUCCAACAAACUCAAUCACCGCAAUGAGAAGAAGACAUUCUCUAGCAGAAGCCGCUGCUGGAAACCUGAGGUUUACAAAAAGUGGGUUAUUUAGUGAAAGUGCAUUAGCUGAUUUGGAUGAAAUGAUCGGGAAUUCUAACAAUGGGCAUAUGAUAGAAUUCAGUAAAGUUCUUCAGUGA